UCCAUUUAUAAACAUAAAGCUGACGAGUACGCAAUGAAUCAUUUAAGUUUGGUGGUCAUCUGCUGGAGCUGUUUGCUAUUAACAAUAGCCACAAAAAGUGAAGCAGCUGCUGUUUGGAAAUUGCCAACGCCGGAAAAAGUGCAAGGGGAUUUGGAAAAUUGUCGCCAAGCAUCGCGAGACGAAGAUGCAGUCACCUUGAGAUGUCUGGUGAAAGAACUGGGCCUCUGGACAGAUGAAAGCGGCUACAAUGCCAAACGGAUAGCGAAGAUCUUCGCUGGCCACAACCAAAUGGAGGAACUGAUGCUGGUGGUGGAUUACUGCAACCGGAGGGAGGAGCGAAGAACCCAGUUGGAUGACUGGGCCUUCCUGGCCUACCAAUGCGCCACUUCCGGUCGCUUUGGCCAUUGGGUCAAGGAUUUCAUGAGCCAAAAAUAAUUUAAAUAAAAGCUAGUUUUAAGAAACAUAAUUAUUUUAUUCCCGUUUAAAUCGACACUUUUUUAGCCGUUUAGAUAUAUAUAUUUAGAUAUAAAUGUUCCAUGCAAAUAGAUUUUAGACAGACCUAGGUAACAAGACUUGCUUAACAACUUGCUUAUUAUAUAAAUACAAAAAAACACAAAGACUACCGACAAUGCUACUAAUAUAAAUAAAAAUCAUUUGUUAUAUCCCU
Molecule: messenger RNA, 667 nt
Organism: Drosophila gunungcola (fruit fly)
Lineage: Eukaryota; Metazoa; Arthropoda; Insecta; Diptera; Drosophilidae
Gene: Obp99d
Exons: 1
Coding region: 34-435 (133 amino acids)
Molecular function (GO): odorant binding
Source: RefSeq, a predicted model, not a curated record